UCCUUAUUUAUUUGUGUAGCUAAUUAGUGAAAGACUGACAGGCAUGGCAGUUCUUAAAGUAAAAUUCACGAAAACAAAAAGGGAUAAGCUUGCUCAAGCCCUCUGGAUCCUGAACUGGAUUUCUGUGGUGACAGGCAUCAUUCUUUUUGGACUAGGCCUCUUCCUGAAGAUUGAGAUCAAGAAACAUAGUGAAAUUAUGGCUAACAAAGACAUACACUCUGUUCCCAACAUGCUAAUUUCUGUCGGGAUUAUUGCAUGUGCCAUUAAUUUUCUUGGAGGCAAAAUCUGCUAUGACUGUACAGACUCUAGUAAGUUCUGCCGGUGGAAAUUAAUUUUGUUGCCGUACAUAAUCUGUACAUUUUUCUUUACCUUCUCUAUCUUGGUGGGUGCUUUAAUGUGUUACACUAUGCGGAAUGAACUGGAUGAAUCUCUGUACCUGGGCCUGAAGGAGGCUCUUAAAUUCUACAAGGACACUGAUACCCCUGGGAGAUGUUAUUUAAAGAGAACCAUUGAUAUACUGCAGAUUGAAUACCAGUGCUGUGGCAACACUGGCUUCAGGGACUGGUUUGAACUACAAUGGAUAUCCACCCGAUACCUGGACAUGACCUCUAAAGAGGUUCAGGAUCGUUUGAAGAGUAAUAUUGAUGGUAAAUACCUUAUGGAUGGAGUCCCCUUCAGCUGCUGCAAUCCCAGCUCCCCAAGACCCUGCAUUCAGUACCAGAUCACAAAUAACUCCGCACAUUAUAACUAUGACUACAUAACAGAGGAGCUAAAUAUCUGGAAAAAAGGCUGCAAGCAGGUCUUGCUGGACUACUACAUCAACACCAUGCAGUCCAUAGGGCUAACUGUGCUCAUUAUUUGGGUUUUUGAGCUGUCUGUUCUCAUUGGAGUCCGCUACUUACAAACUGCAAUGGAAAAUGUCCUCCUCCAAGGUGAUCCUGAAAGUGAGUCAGAUGGAUGGUUACUAGAAAAUGGCUUUGCUGAAACUGCCAGAUCCAACUUCAAUAUUAUCAAGAACCUUGGCAAGGCAAAUCAGAUCUCCACUGUGUCUGGUAUACAUGAUCCAAACAUGGAUGUCCCAAGAGCACAGUAUGGACCAGAUAACAUUCCACCAGCAUCUAUUACAAUACAAGGAUAA
This is a messenger RNA of Protopterus annectens (West African lungfish), 1138 nucleotides long. Its product is annotated as photoreceptor outer segment membrane glycoprotein 2-like. NCBI's taxonomy places the organism in Eukaryota, Metazoa, Chordata, Ceratodontiformes, Protopteridae. Gene Ontology annotation, cellular component: membrane. The record is from RefSeq and is a predicted model, not a curated record. The transcript has 3 exons. Gene Ontology annotation, biological process: visual perception. Bases 44 to 1138 code for a protein of 364 amino acids.